This is a messenger RNA of Aspergillus fijiensis CBS 313.89, 472 nucleotides long. RefSeq names its product cytochrome c oxidase subunit VIa. The transcript has 5 exons. NCBI's taxonomy places the organism in Eukaryota, Fungi, Ascomycota, Eurotiomycetes, Eurotiales, Aspergillaceae. The coding region runs from base 1 to 414 and encodes 137 amino acids. The record is from RefSeq and is a predicted model, not a curated record. Gene Ontology annotation, molecular function: enzyme regulator activity. Gene Ontology annotation, cellular component: mitochondrial inner membrane. Gene Ontology annotation, biological process: mitochondrial electron transport, cytochrome c to oxygen.
AUGUACGCUCAGCGCAGUCUUCUUCGCCUGCCCCAGCAGCUGCGUGCUGCUCCGGUCCGCGCCGCCGUCCAGCGCCGCCUCAACCACACCGAGUCCAAGCUCCCCUCCUGGGCUGUCGACAACGAGUUCAACCGCGAGAGAGAGGCCGUCAAGCACCACGCUGCUGCUACCAGUGACCUCUGGCGCAAGCUCUCCAUCUACGCUGUCGUCCCCGUCGUGAUCCUCGGCGGUCUCAACGCCUACAACCUCUGGGAGGAGCACUGGGAGCACUGGGACCACAUGCCUCCUCUUGAGGAGCGCACCGAGUACCCCUACCAGAACAUCCGUGUCAAGAACUUCCCCUGGGGUGACGGUGACAAGACCAUCUUCUGGAACUCCAGCGUCAACUACCACAACAAGGACAAGGCCACCUAAAUGGUCCCGUGGUCAAAUGACGGACUAAUCAGUUUCCUUGUUGGGACUUAUAUCCGAG